AUGUCUCAGAUAUCGGCUGUGGCGGGCUGCAGAUCCGACGCCCGUCCACACCCUGGCCUCAUGGCUGCGUCAUCUACCACCACGCCCGCGGCCCUGCCGUCCGCAUCGGCGUCCGAUGCCGUGGCCAAACUAGCCGCCGCUGCCGACACCACAACAGGGGUAGUAGGCCCAGCGGCGGCGGCUGCUGAGGCCGAGGCGGAAGCCUACGAGCGCACGCACGUCCAUGGCGUCUACGAUGCCAUUGCCCCGCACUUCUCGGCGACACGGUACAAGCCCUGGCCGGCCGUGGCAUCAUUCCUGCAUGCCCAACCCCCUGGCGCCGUAGGGCUCGAUGUAGGGUGCGGCAACGGCAAGUACCUGGGCGUGAACCCAGGCGUGUUCAUGCUGGGCUCCGACAGGAGCCGCUCGCUCAUCGCGCUUGCCAGGGACCGCUGCAGGCAGCUCCAGGGACAGCAGGGGCAGGCAGGAACUGGAGGGGAAGCCGGUGGCGCAGCAGUGGGUACCGACGUCCUCGUGGCAGACGGGCUCUCGCUGCCCUUCCGCGAGCGCGCUGCAGACUUUGCGAUCUGCGUGGCAGUCAUCCACCACAUGUCGACGCGGACGAGGCGGCAAGAGGCGAUCCGGCAGCUCCUGCAAUGUGUCAAGCCCGGAGAGGCCGGACGGACGGGGGGCCAGGUCUUGGUGUACGUAUGGGCUCUGGAGCAAGGCACCAGCCGGCGCGGAUGGGACGAGGGCGGGGAGCAGGACCUGCUGGUGCCGUGGGUCCUGAAGUCCCAGCAGAAACAGCAGAAGCAGCAGAAAGCGCGCAAGAGAACCCAGAGCCAAGGCACUGGCGGUGCUAGUGCACGCGACGUGGGCGGUGAGGGACCGCCUACACCGACUGCGUCUGAAGGGCGAGCGCCCAGCCAGGCCGAUCCCGUCUUCCAGCGCUACUACCAUCUCUACCGCAAAGGGGAGCUGGAAGGGGAUGUGCUGGCGGCAGGGGGCGUUGUCGUUUCCAGCGGCUACGAGAAAGACAACUGGUGGGUGGUGGCUGCCAACAGGCCCGUCGAACAGGACCAACAAUGA
This is a messenger RNA of Chaetomium strumarium, 1068 nucleotides long. Its product is annotated as S-adenosyl-L-methionine-dependent methyltransferase. The transcript is spliced from 2 exons. The record is from RefSeq and is a predicted model, not a curated record. Gene Ontology annotation, biological process: tRNA wobble uridine modification; tRNA methylation. Gene Ontology annotation, cellular component: nucleus; cytoplasm. The coding region runs from base 1 to 1068 and encodes 355 amino acids. Gene Ontology annotation, molecular function: tRNA (5-carboxymethyluridine(34)-5-O)-methyltransferase activity; tRNA binding; S-adenosylmethionine-dependent methyltransferase activity. NCBI's taxonomy places the organism in Eukaryota, Fungi, Ascomycota, Sordariomycetes, Sordariales, Chaetomiaceae.